Cuscuta europaea is the source of this 1494-nucleotide messenger RNA. NCBI's taxonomy places the organism in Eukaryota, Viridiplantae, Streptophyta, Magnoliopsida, Solanales, Convolvulaceae. The record is from the annotation of a GenBank genome assembly.
GAAUAGAUUCUUUUUUUAUUGAUGGGAAUAUGGGAUUGGCUUCUAUAGUUAUCUAUUACUCCGUAUCAACAAAGUUCAAUACGGCGAUAAACAAAAGUAUCUUUAGUUUAUACAAGUAAUAAUGGUUUUCGGCCUAUCACCCUUUUUCUUAAAUUCUUGAAAAGAAUUCUCGAAUACCAAAGAAGACCUAUAUAUCAACUUCUUCAGUUCUUUGAAGGGAAAAGAGGAAAGAAACCCUUUUUCUCUCUAGCCUCUAGCUAAUAGCAAAACCCUUGAUAGAUCUCCGGCCUCCUUCAUAUGAACUUAUGAAGAGAAAUUCUUCUUUCUAAACAGUACAAGGCUAGGAAAAGUCAAAAGGUCUAACGUGGUGUUCGAUCUCUAAGCGAGGGAAGGUGGAUAAGAAGUAUGGAAAGCGACCACUUCCGGUGGAAGCGCCGCCGCAGGAGAAAAGCGGCGAGUUCCAAUCUUACCCCGCCGCCACCGGUAGCUCUUUCAUGUUCUCCGGCUAUGCCGGGACUGCUGCCGCUGCUAUACCAUCGCCUACUCCGGCUGCCGCCACCACUCAAGCGUUGCAGGUACGAGGAAAUGCGAGACCACAUUAUAGAGGGGUAAGGCAGAGGCCAUGGGGAAAAUGGGCAGCUGAAAUAAGGGACCCUAAGAAGGCGGCGCGCGUUUGGCUCGGGACAUUUGACACGGCUGAGGACGCCGCGCUAGCAUACGACCAAGCCGCUCUCAAAUUCAAAGGCACCAAGGCUAAGCUCAACUUCCCCCAAAGGGUUCAAGGCAAGUCCAAAGUAUGCUUCAUCAGCCCUGACAAUGGAGGCGGAGGAGCUUCCUCCGCCUCCGCUCCUCAAAUUCUUAGCGGCAACCAUCAACUGCCGAUGACGAUGUCAUCCCACCAGCAGGACGUCGCUUACCCUUAUCUCCAACAAUACGCUCAGCUUCUUUCCAGCUCCGACGCUGAAUUCCCUUACUUGACUUCAGCUCUCUACAAUCAAGCUGCCUUAAUGCAGCCAUCGGCACUCUCUCCUCCUCCAACUGCGGCAGCGCCGCCUCACACGCCGCCGCCGCAGCGACAAAUGCAAGAUCAAUAUUACUCACCAUAUUUUGCCCAGUUCGGGAGUAUUCAAGACUCCGAGUAUCAAAGUUACGGCGGCAUGGGUUUUGAUUUUGAUUAUGCAAACAACCCAAAUGAGAAUAUAGACUAAACGAGCUAAGCUUUCUGUUGUCUUUUUUGCAAGUGUGUAUUUAUUGCAAUCAUAGCAAUUAGCAAUAUAAGGCAAUGAACGAUUCCAUCUGAUGGCUAGUUUAUUGCUGGAAUGGAUACGAUACUCAAGAUUAGGGUUAUUGUACCAAAUGCUUGUACUAUACCCAAUGCUUGUAGAUGGUUGACAUGAUCGACUAUCCACUAGAAAUAUUGUGGGUGAAAUGUAUAAAUAUUAACUUUAACUAUUGGUAUUGUUAGAUUUUCGUACAUCAACUCUUAAACGAAAC